Messenger RNA from Caenorhabditis elegans, 1203 nucleotides. It is a transcript of the gene lgc-19, whose product is annotated as Neurotransmitter-gated ion-channel ligand-binding domain-containing protein. Gene Ontology annotation, cellular component: membrane; synapse. The record is from RefSeq and is marked reviewed. The transcript is spliced from 8 exons. Gene Ontology annotation, molecular function: monoatomic ion channel activity; transmembrane signaling receptor activity; extracellular ligand-gated monoatomic ion channel activity. Lineage: Eukaryota; Metazoa; Nematoda; Chromadorea; Rhabditida; Rhabditidae. Bases 1 to 1203 code for a protein of 400 amino acids. Gene Ontology annotation, biological process: monoatomic ion transmembrane transport; monoatomic ion transport.
AUGAUUUUAGCAAUAUUUUCUGCUAUUUUUAUGCCUAUCGAUUCUUUUUUCUUUGAUCCAGAGUUAUACGUUCCCAAAUACAAGGACUUCCUGGAUGUUCAGAGAAAUCUCACGAAACACAUUUUUCGGGACUACGAUCCUACUGUAUCCCCGGUGUAUACGUGGGUAGAUGUCGAUUUGCCUAUCGGAUAUGAUAACGAGGCGCCGAAACGGUACAACUACACGAUUUUCCUGUACUAUCUGAAAUUGGUGGAGGUGCAAGAGCCGCAGGAAAAAAUUUCAGUUGUCAUGGAGAUUAUGGAGUACUGGUAUGACGCCCGAUUGUCAUGGAAUGCAUCAGCUUGGCAAAAUACUACAAUGAUCUACAUGAAACAGGAUAAAGUAUGGAGUCCAACAAUUUCCGUUUUUGGGGUCAACGACAUCGUGGACUUUCGUGACAACGACAAUCGUCUUAUUUGUAUUGAAAAUACGGGUUUCAUAUGGGAUUACGUAUCUGUAAGAGUGUCAGCAAACUGUGAAAUGGACGUUUCAAGAUUCCCAUUUGACACUCAAAUCUGUCAAAUUCGUUUCUGUCUUCCAAUCUUUUAUCGGGUUCAGGUGGACAUUUUGAACGAGAUUUAUGAAGAAAUUAUGGAUGAGAGGAUAUUUAAGACUAUGGGAAACUCUGAAUGGAAGCUGUUAAACCUGACGAAUCGUGUUGAAGCAUUAGUGUACAAUGAUAAUAUGGGAACUAUGGAUUUGGCGAUUUUUGAGAUUACAAUUAGAAGAAACCCUUUAUAUUACAUUUAUAUGAUAGUUUUUCCCUCGUUUAUCAUUAAUUUUGUGUCGAUUGUCGGAGUUUUCCUGAAUGGAGCUGAUAAAAUGUCGAGGCUAAACGUCGGGCUCACCAACAUCAUGACAAUGACGUUCAUCCUCGGAGUGAUGGCUGACAAAAUUCCGAGAACUGGAAAUAUUCCGCUACUUGGGAUUUAUAUCAUUAUAAAUUUGGUGAUCAUGUUAAUUGCAAUUGCUAUUGUCACUGCAAUCACUGAGCUGAGGAAAUGGGCUUCUCCUAAGUUGAGAAAAAAAAAGACAGCACUGAGAGCUCAACUGGAAUCAUUUCUGGGUCGUCCAUUGGAGUAUACCAGUGCAAUUAUAUUGGAAUUAAUGACAUGUGCCAACUUUCUAGUUAUGGUUGGAUUUUGGUUCGAAGAUGAUUCUUAG